CGCUGAGCUUCAAACGCGAUACGCUUCGCCCUAGUACCCAGGUGCCGGUUUCAAGAUAUGCUUGAUAGAAAGUUCCCCGGGCGCGUAUUUAGAAAGUUAUGCAAACGGUGGUGCGUGCUUAUUAGAUUGGAUUUUACGUGACAGAUACGGCGCCAACACACUCGCGACACAACACUGGAUAAGUCAUGCGAAGGAUCUGUCGCAAAAACUGUGUUUAAAUUUGAAGAACAAAAAAGCGCAGCAAAGAUCGUUAUUUCGAUCAGGACUGUUGAUCAAAGUAGCAUAUCCCGAAAACCUGGAAAAACCAAACCCUGACAACUGCGGGGAAAAAAGACUGGCUAAUCGUGUAUUCAAAAUGCACACUUCGUUCGCGAGCAGUGCUUUAUGUUAUGUAAACCGUAGCGGCGGCCAAUAAACAAGAUAGUAUCAUAUUAAAAUACAACAAGAGAACUCUUAGUACGGAGAAGAAAAGUGGAACGUUCGGGUGACUUGGGUCGGUUGGAAUCCGAGAGCAUGACGACGAAUAAAAUCAUGCUUUGAAAUUGAGAAAGAAUGGAAUCAUCACCCAGCUACCGUAAAGCCUCUGAAAGUUAACCAAUUGUUUGCCGCGUAAAACUGCAUGAUGGACGAAAAGAAGCGCGAAACACGUUUAAGCGUUGUGCGCUGUAGCUUGCCGAGAAUUGCUUAGUAAGCAGAGAAGAGAAGAUAGUAUUGCCUUUGCGAAGGGAAGCAAUCUUCAGUCGAUAACCUUGAAACCAGCGAAGCACGAAGAGAAAAGAAAAAUCCCGCAAAUUGCAACCAUAACAGGCAGCUCAGCAAAAGAAGAAUCUUCUCUGACUGAGGGCCAACCGUUCCGAAAAAGGCUAAACACUGGAACGAUAGUUUAAGGUAUGAAGAGAAGCAAAACCAGCAGCAGACAUCCGGAUUACUUUGUCGGAGCCAACGGAAUGCCACGACUAGUGGAGAAAGUUGUCCGUCCAGCAGAAUAUCAGAGUGAAAUGGAUUCUACCAUAUCGCCGACCGAUCCCGUCAAACUAAACAAGUGUUUGUACAACAUAGCAGUUAGAAAGAACCGUGUGGCGAGCUGCCGUCUAGCAAAUCAAAAUAAUCGCAGCAAUAAAAUUGAAAGUGAUAUAGUGAUAAGAAACCAAACGGGAAAUAAAUCAAACUCAUCCACUAACAGUAGUACCGGCAGCAGUUCGACGAUUACAAAUUUAUCGCAACCUGCGCCCGUAGCUGCAAGUUCAUCCUCGUCAUCGAUAUCAGUAUUGAAUAACUGGGGAGGUCCGGUUGCGUCACCGCUGACGGCGCGAGUGCCUGAUGCGCAUAGAUGCGACGGAAGAGCACCUAUUACCAAUGCCCUGUCCAUUCCUAGGAGUAGAAAUUAUGACUAUAUUCGUAGAUCCCCCAGACAAGCCAUCGGUAGCAAUCGGGUUAAUUGUGUCACUAAUGAUGGAUCGCCAAUGCUACUCAGCAGCAGACAGCGUUGGAAUGUCACCACAACAGCUGAUUCGAAUUGUAUUGCUGAUUCAGCUAGUAGCGUGAUGAGACAAUGCAGAUUUUCGAUAGCAGUUCAAACAACACCCCCAACAACGGACAACCGGCUCAAUUAUCAGAGAAAGUAUGACCGCACAAUCUUCGGUUACAACCGAUUGGAUCAGUUCGUGCUUCCACCGUUGCAAAUUUGAUCGUUUAGGCGAUUUAAUAAAAGACUUGAAAAAACAA
Topomyia yanbarensis is the source of this 1725-nucleotide messenger RNA. RefSeq lists its product as uncharacterized. The record is from RefSeq and is a predicted model, not a curated record. The coding region runs from base 891 to 1688 and encodes 265 amino acids. Lineage: Eukaryota; Metazoa; Arthropoda; Insecta; Diptera; Culicidae. The transcript is spliced from 3 exons.